AUGUGUUUAAAGGGAUCACAGGACUUUGAAGAUGACAGAGACUGUGAUUUAUCUCCAGAUUUGUUAAGGAUGGUAGAACAAGAGGAAAAACAAAUUUUGCCUCACAAAGAAACCGUAGACAUGGUGACUUUGGAAGAGGGGAAAGUUGUAAAAAUUGGAACGUGCAUAACUGAAGAAACAAAGCGAGACCUUGUUGGGUUACUUCAAGAAUUCAAAGAUGUGAUCAAGUACUUAGAAUGGGUAGCUAAUGUGGUGCCAAUUCCUAAGAAAGAUGGCAAGUAUAAUCAAAUCAAGAUGUAUCCUGAGGACAUGGGAAAGACUACUUUUUGUAACCUUGUGGGGCACAUUCUGUUACAAGGUGAUGCCAUUUGGGUUGAAGAAUGCUGGAGCGAUGUAUCAGAGAGCCAUGCCAAAUCUCGAAUUGAAGAGGAGCACAUCCAAGUGUUGAGAAAGUUGUUCAUGAGAUUGAGGAAAUUUCAGUUAAAGCUUAAUCCAACAAAGUGUACUUUCGGGGCUAGAUCUGGAAAGCUAUUGGGCUUUGUGGUCAGUGAGAAGGGAAUUGAGAUUGAUUCAGACAAGGUCCGGGCUAUACAGGAGUUGUCUCCGCCACGUACUCAAAAAGAAGUUCGGGGUUUCCUUGGAAGAUUAAAUUACAUUACGUGGUUUAUUUCUCAAUUAACGGAGAAGUGUGACCCUAUAUUCCGUCUUCUUAAAAAGCAUAACCCUGGGGAAUGGGAUGAUGAAUGUCAAAAGGCUUUUUAUAAAGUUAAAGAAUAUUUGUCAAGUCCUCUAGUGUUAUCACCCCCAAGUUCAAACAGGCCAUUAAUAUUGUAUUUGACCGUGUUUAGUAAUUCAAUGGGAUGUGUGCUUGGUCAACAUGAUGAAUCGAGAAGAAAGGAAAAGGCGAUAUAUUACCUCACACGAAGAUUGAGGCAAUAUAUGUUGUAUCAUACAACCUGGCUAAUUUCAAAACUGGAUCCUUUAAAGUAUAUGAUGGAGUCAAAUGCUUUGAACGGAAGGAUGGCUAGGUGGCAAGUUUUGCUUUCUGAAUUUGACAUAAUUUACACGAGUCAAAAAGCGAUAAAGGCAAGUGCAAUAGCAGAUUUUCUGGCCAGCCGAGUCCAAGAAGAUUAUGAGCCCUUGAAUUUUAACUUCCCCAACGAAGAGAUAGUGUAUGUAGCAGCUACUGAAAAAGGCAAUACAAAAGGGCACUUUUGGAAAUUGAAUUUUGACGGAGCCUCAAAUACUGUGGAAUAUGAAGCAUGUAUCAUGGGGCUCAGAGCAGCUAUAGAACGCAGGAUUAAAUUGUUGGAAGUAUAUGGAGAUUCUGCAUUGGUAAUUUAUCAACUUCGAGGUGAAUGGGAAACAAGAGAUUCUAAGCUAAUCAAUUAUAGAAGGCUGGUGUUGGGGUUAGUUGAGGAGUUUGAUGAUAUUACUUUCAAUUAUCUACCGUGCGAAGAAAACCAGAUGGCAGAUGCGUUGGCUACUUUGGCUUCCAUGAUCAAAGAUGUAUUGCGGUACGUGAGAAAUCGCGAGUAUCCAGAUCAAGCCACAGAGAAUGACAAAAGAACGUUGAGAAGGCUUGCUUGCGAUUAUGUUUUAGAUGGAGAGAUCUUAUACAAAAGAAGGAAAGAUCAAGUACUUUUGAGAUGCGUAGAUGCCGUAGAGUCCAAGAAAAUUUUAGAGGAAGUGCACGAAGGGUUGCCAUUUGCUCUUUAUGCUUAUCGAACAUCUGUCCGAAAUUCUACUAGGGCAACACCGUUCUCAUUGGUCUAUGGAAUGGAAACAGUUCUGCCUAUUGAAGUGGAGAUACCUUCUCUUCAAGUUUUGGCAGAAUUGAAAUUAGAUAAAGCAGAAUGGAUACAGUCUCGUUAUGAUCACUUGAACUUGAUUGAGGAAAAGAGGCUAAAGGCUAUUUAG
Molecule: messenger RNA, 1920 nt
Organism: Gossypium arboreum
Lineage: Eukaryota; Viridiplantae; Streptophyta; Magnoliopsida; Malvales; Malvaceae
Exons: 8
Coding region: 1-1920 (639 amino acids)
Molecular function (GO): RNA-DNA hybrid ribonuclease activity; nucleic acid binding
Source: RefSeq, a predicted model, not a curated record